Panthera uncia (snow leopard) is the source of this 6475-nucleotide messenger RNA. RefSeq names its product synaptotagmin-15-like. Lineage: Eukaryota; Metazoa; Chordata; Mammalia; Carnivora; Felidae. The transcript is spliced from 11 exons. The record is from RefSeq and is a predicted model, not a curated record. Bases 1 to 2439 code for a protein of 812 amino acids. Gene Ontology annotation, molecular function: clathrin binding; phosphatidylserine binding; syntaxin binding. Gene Ontology annotation, biological process: regulation of dopamine secretion; calcium-ion regulated exocytosis; cellular response to calcium ion.
AUGAGUCUGAAGAGCAGAGAGGAAGCUGGUGCAGUGCUCCAGGUUAGAGAUGGCGGAGACCUGGGAGAAGGUUUUGGUGUUGAUGGAGACGGACUGAGGAAGAAGAGCUGGCAGGAGCGAGCCAAGGCUUGGAGGGGUAACCAGGACAGGCGAAGCAGCCAGGAAGAGGCUCAUGGCAACUGGAAAGUUACCACGCAAGGGGCUACUACAUUUGUGGUCAUCUGUUACAGCAGCAACAGGAAACUAACAGACAUUCAACUCAGAGGUGAGGGCAAAGAUGAGGAGGUUUUGAGGCAGACCCAGACUCCAUUUCCUGAGAUAUCACCAGCCCAGCAGAAGCAAAGGUCAGAGUCCCAGGUCUCCAGACACUCCAGCCAAAAUGCCCCGCACCCCUCGCCCCCCGCGGUCAGGCAGGCGGCGCCGGGGCCCGGGACCGCGCGCGGAGAGUCCAACCUGGAAGCCCGGCAGGCCUCGGGAGCAGGAGUGGGCGCAGGCCCGGGGUGGGGGGGAAAGAGAUAUGGGGGGAGCCGGGAGGGGGGGCGAGGGGGGCAGCCACAGCCUGCAGAGGAUCGCGGAAGAUGGAGUGGCACUCCUAGACCCGCGUGUCGCGUGUCCAGGCGGCCGGGCGUGAAGGGCCAGGUGCCGAGCCCUCCCUCAGACUCGGCGGCCAAGGCGUUGGCGCUGCCCUCCCAGAGCGGGGCGCCCUCGCACCCCACCCCGCCCCAGCCGCGCAGCCCAGAGUCCUGCACUUUCCUGGAGCUCACCGGCGGCUCCCCCUUCGUCAGCGACCCGGGCCUGGCCGGGGCGGAGCUGCGGCCUCCGGGGGCGGGCUCCCUUCCCCGCCGACUGCCGCCAGCACCCGACGAGGGACCGCCCCCGCGCCCGCCGACAGCCCCGCCGCGCUUUAAAAGGCUGCCCCGCGGCGAGUGGAGGCGCGGAGACCAGUGCGCCCCAGCCCCGGCAGCCCGCCGAGCAGUGUCAUGGCGGGUAAGUGCCCCCUUCCCCACCCGCGCCCCCAGCGCGGCGUCGGGGGCCCUCGGCCCCCAAUUCCCCCCGCCCCCCCUGCCCCGGUGGGGCGCCGCCCGCACCUGCCUGUGGCUCCUAGCGCGGGAAGAGGUGGAGAGGGAGGCCUGCCCCUCGAGGACCUUUGGGGGUCAGGAAGAGCAGGUGGCCCUGGUAAUCGGGGGCCUCGCUGGGGGGCUGCUGCUGCUACUGCUAUUGAUCUGGGUGAGCUGCUGUCUCUGGAAGAGGCUUUGUGCCAUAUUCACCUAUGAGGAGCUGUCAGGGACCACAGCUGCGUCCAGCACACAAGAGGACAAGCCCUGCCCGCCAUAUGCCACCAGGACCCAGACAAGCAGGCCACCAGGUGUGCCAUUUGUGGUGCCCCCUUCCUUCCAAGACCGAGACUGGGUACCCCUGAACAGUGGAGAGUGGGCUCAGGUCCCACGGGACCCCUGCCCAGCCCCGGAGCUCCUGCCCCACACCUCCAGCAGCAACCUUGGUGAACCACCCCGCCCCUGUGUCGUUGGAAAUACAGGCAUAGUGGGGACCAUCAACCCAGAGCUAUACAAGUUCUUAGACGACACGAGUGAGACGGACUUCCCUGAGGGUUGCCUGGGGCGGCUGUGGUUCUCCUUGGAAUACCAGCAGGAAGCCGAGCGGCUGUUGGUGGGCUUGAUCAAGGCGCGGAGGCUGCAAGGCCCCUCAGAGACCUGCAGCCCUCUGGUGAAGCUUCAUCUGCUGCCCGACGAGCGGCGCUUCCUCCAGUCCAAGACCAAACGCAAGACCUCCAACCCGCAGUUUGAUGAGCACUUCAUCUUCCAGGUGUCCAGCAAGAGCAUCACUCAAAGGGUACUCAGGUUCUCCGUGUACCACGUGGACAGACAGAGGAAGCACCAGCUCCUGGGCCAGGUGUUCUUCCCCCUGAAAAACGAGACCCUGGCAGGUGACUGCCGGCGUCUCAUCUGGAGAGACCUGGAGGCUGAGAGCCUGGAGCCUCCCUCUGAGUUUGGAGACCUGCAGUUCUGCCUCGGCUACAACGACUGCCUGCGCCGCCUGACUGUGGUCGUGCUGCGAGCCAAGGGCCUCCAGCUCCAGGAGGACACGAGUUUUGUCAGUGUGUGUGUCAAAGUGUCUCUGAUGAACCACAACAAGUUUGUCAAGUGCAAGAAGACUUCGGCUGUCCUGGGCUCCGCCAACCCCGUGUACAGCGAGACUUUCAGCUUCAAGGCCGACCCCGCUGAGCUGGACACUGCCAGCCUCAGCCUGACCGUGCUGCAGGGCACCGAAGGAGAGAAGAGCCACGCGCUGGGCCGGGUGGUGGUGGGCCCCUACAUGUAUGCCCGGGGCAAGCAGCUGGAGCACUGGAACGAGAUGUUCAGCAAGCCCAAGGAGCUGGUGAAGCGCUGGCAUGCCCUCUGUCGCACCACUGAGCCCUGACCCGGCUCGCGCCCUCGGGUCUGCGGGGGGAGCCUGCUCUCCUCUCCCCUGUGGCAGCCACAGGCCUGGAUGCUCCAGCCAGCAUCUUGCUGGGCUGCCAGGCCGGCCGGAGCCAGGGGACUGUGAGUGCCGCCACGCAGGAGAGAAGGGACGAGGGAGCCCCGGCCAGCUAGGCAGCGUGGCUGGCUGCCACCCGCCAGCCUCAGGUACCCUCCCGACUCACUCCAUCCUCCUCUCCCCGUGGGGCUACCUGGGCUCUGAAUCCCAGGCACCACAGUCCCGAUUUGGACCGGAAUCUCAGGCAUUCAGAAGAAAUACUCUAUUCAGGGAUAGCAGAGCUCUGUGUGCUCACUGGAAACUUAGGCUCCACCAUCCCAGAAAGCUGAUGGCAUGUUGAUGCUAAACCUAUAUGGGCUCUGGUUUCCCUGCCUUCCGCUUAGCAGAGAACACAGACUGCGCUGGGGGAAUAAUGGGGUGCCGGGGGCGCCCAAAGCACUGAUUUCAGUUGGUCCACAAUAAAUAGCACAGUCUGAGAGUUGGGUUGGGCAGUUCGGUGUGGAACAGCCCCAGGAUUCCUGGGCAGCACGGCGUGCCCACAGCUCAGGAGAGAAAGCUCUCAGGGAUCAAGACUCGCUGGCUUUAGGACCUGGGAAAUAACACUGGGAACAGCCCACCCAGGUACCAAGUGGUGGACGUGUUCUCGGCGCCCUGUCCCUGUGCCAGGGAGGAGGACUUCACCUGUGUUAGGUCCCUCCCAGGGCUGGGUCAGACCCUGGCCCACAUCAUGCCACAUCUUGCCCAGAAUCCAAGCCUCACGCCCCUGGUCUUACAGGUGUUCUAGUGGCUUCUGUGGUCUCCCUGGUUGACAGCAUUCAGCUCCUUGGGGCUCUCACUUUAGGCAGGAAAUGGUGAAAGCAUGCGGUCAAAAGCGUAGCCCGCAGGGCUGAGAGCUUUUCCCAUAAACCUAAGUGAUUUCAUUAUGGGGACUGUGUUGUGGCAGGUGUCCAUGUGAAGUUCAUUAAAAUGGAAGUCCCCACAAACCACAGUCAUCCGAUCCCCGUGAAGUUGUACUCAAGGUAAUGAGCAGCCAUCGCGUCUGUCUCUGUUAACAGGCAACCUGCAUUUUCACCCAAAUGCUGUUGAACUUGCGGGGUCAACACACCUUAUUGUGAAAAUGGAACAGACUUUAAACUCGUGUUGUCUCUUUUCUUAUGCAGUGAAGCAACUUCGCCAAAAGAAAGUAGCCAUCAUUAUUCUCCGUUUGUGCCUCUUUAACUUCGCUUCCGAUCUGAUCUCUGUCAAUGCACAAAGACUCACUUUACCUGGCAGUGGUCCAAACAGAAUAUCUUGUUUACUUUUUCUCAUUUAUUGUACACACACAUUCCAACAAAGCCCACACUCCAGUAGUUUCUUUGUUUUUAGUUUUUUUUUUACGUUUUAUUUUAUUUUUGAGACAGUACAAGCGGGGGAGGCUCAGAGAGAGGGGGACAAAGGAUCUGAAGUGGGCUCUACAUUGACUGCAGGACUGCAGCAAGCCUGAUGUGGGGCUGGAACUCAGGAACUGCGAGAUCAUGGCCUGAGCCGAAGUUAGAUGCUCAACCAACUGAGCCACCCAGGCGCCCCUCCAGUAAUUUCUAAUAACAUCAUAGCACACACGUGAUAGGGGUUCUCUAUAUGUUUGGAUAGCAGGCUACUAAACUGGGACUAUUUCCAUUUCACCUGGGGUCCUGAGACAAGAGGUGCCAGCCACCCUACCUUUCAAGGUGACGUUCACGCCUAUCAGUGGCCUUUCCGGGCCACUUGGAAAAGUUGUUAAGUAUCCCCUUUGCAGGACAGAGUGAACUGGUGCAACUGACUCACAACUGAACAUUCUCAAUGGCAAGAGAUUGACAGGUUCUCUGGUCUGAUGGGGAAGAAGAAGGGAUUGCUGUAUUGGGCUGGAAUGUCUACAGACAUGGUCAGGGCAAAAAACACACAAGUGCUUCCAUUGGAUGAGCGAGAGGUGACCUGAGUUGUCUCAAUCCUGUCCUCCAGGUGAUCCCUGCAGAAUGAAGAAGGCCUUUGCAUUUCCACAAAGCAUUGUAGAAUCAGCUUGUCAGUUUCCACACCAAAGAAAUGCUAGAGUUUGACUGAUUUCCAUGGAGUAUACAGACCAGUUGGGGGCCAUUUUUUAUCCCUACAAUACUGAAUCUUCAAUCCAUUAACAUGGUAUAUCCCUCCAUUUCUUUUGGUCUUUUGCAAGUUUUCUUAAAACCAUUUUGUGGUUUUCAGAAAAGUAUUUUUGUGCAUCUUUCACUAGAUUCUUAGAUGUUUUAUAUUUAUGUUUGCUGGUAUGUAGAGAUUCUAUUAACUUUAGUAUGUGGACUGUUUCUAUUGAGUGGUCUUACUAAAAUAACUUAAAUUGUAAUACUUGGUAGAUUCUUUGUAUUUUCUUUGCAUAUAGCUAUGACCUCUGCAAACGACAGUUGUGUUUCUUCCUUCACAAUCGUUAUGGCUUCUUUAUCUCGUCAAACUGCAGUGGUUGGGCAACUGGGCAAGAAAAAGAAACAAAACCAACCAGAUUGUAAAGGAAGAAGCAAAACUAUAUUUGCAGAUGACAUGGUCUUGUCUAUAGGGAAUGCUAAGGAAUUGUCAAAAACUGUUAGAGCUAAUAAACGAGCUCAGCAAGGUUACAGGGUACAAGAUGGAAACCCAAAUUGCACUGGCUAAGACCUCCAGAGAGUGCUGGCUGCCAGUGGGGAGAGCAUGCAGGUAGCCUUCUUAGUCUUAGGGGGGAAGCUUUCAAUAUUCACUACUAUGUGGAAUAUUUGCUAUUGGACCUUUAACCUACUCAUGAUUAUGUGUUCUCAAUUUGUUAAGUUUUUUUAUGGGGCAUCUGAGUGGCUCAGUCGGUUAAUCAUCUGACUCUUGAUCUUGGCUCAGGUCAUGAUCUCAUGGUUCAUGGGAUUGAGCCCUUGUCAGGCUGUGUGCACUGAGCUUGGAGCCUGCUUAGGAUUCUCUCUCUCCCUUUGCUCCUCCCCCGUGAUCUCUCUCUCAAAAUAAAUAAAUAAAUAAAAAUGUUUUUAAGUUUUUUUAUCAUAGCAUUGUUUUAUCAAAUACUUUCUCUGCAUCUUUUCAGUUAAUCAUAUUUUUCUCCUUUUUUUUAAUGUGAUGAAUUGUACUGAUUUCUGAAUGUCAAACCAGGGGCACCUCGGUGGCUCAGCUGGUAAAGCAACCAACUUCAGCUCAUGUCACAAUCUCGUGGUCCAUGAGUUUGAGCCCCAAGUCAGGCUCUGUAAUGAUAGCUCAGAGCCUGGAGCUUGCUUCAGAUUCUGUGUCUCCCUCUCUUUCUCUCUCUCUGCCCCUCCCCUCCUUGCACGCUGUCUUUCUCUCUCUCUCUCUCAAAAAUAAACAUUAAAAAAAAUUGAAUUUCAAACCAAACUUACAUUCUUGUACUGGAAGCCAGUGGUGUUUGUGUUCCUUUGUCUGUCUGUAUGUCUGUGUGGACACACACACACACACACACACACACAGUAGUACUUGGACUUAUUUCUUUAAAAUCUAGAUUUAUUUGCUAUUAUGUUUUUAAUUACUUUUUAAUAUCCUUACAUACCAACAUCAUUUUUUAAAUUAUUUUUGUUAGGACUUUACAUUUUUAGAGCAGUUUUAGGUUCACAGCAAAAUUGAGGGGAAAAUACAGAGAUUUUUUUCAUACACAUCCAGAGCCUCCUCCCAUUAUCACCAUCCCUCACUAGAGUGGUACCUUUGUUACAACUGAUGAACCUAUAUUGAUACAUCAUAAUCACCUAAGAAACACAGUUCACAUCACAGUUUACUCUUCAUGAUGCACAUUCUAUGGGUAUGGACAAAUGUCUGGUGACAUGUUAUUACAUUUUUAAGUGUUCUUGCAGUUAUGUUCAUAAGAGAUUUUUCUGUAAUUUUUUUUUAUUGUAAUGUCCUCGCCCUUGAAACAAAUCUGUAUUUUGUGUGAGCAGGUGUCCUGUGUUAUUCUUAGGUCAAGUUUAUGAAUCAGAUUGGUCAAAUCAUCUAUUUUUAC